UUACUGUGUUGCAGGCUUUGAGGGAUUCUCUGGUAGUGAUGAGAGGAGAGAAAGAAAAUCUGAUUUUGAGAAUUCUGAGGAUGAAAGACGCACAAGAAUUGGGUCUUUGAAAAAAAAAGCAAUAAAUGCAUCUACAAAAUUCAAGCAUUCUCUAAAGAAGAAGAGCAGUAGAAGGAAAAGUGAUGUCCGAGUCAGCUCUGUUUCCAUUGAGGAUGUUCGGGAUGUUGAGGAGUUGCAGGCUGUUGAUGCAUUUCGCCAGUCAUUGAUCAUGGAUGAGUUGCUGCCAGAUAGACAUGAUGACUAUCAUAUGAUGUUGAGGUUCUUGAAAGCAAGGAAGUUUGAUAUUGAAAAAGCAAAGCACAUGUGGGCUGAUAUGCUUCAGUGGAGGAAGGAAUUUGGUACUGAUACCAUAAUGGAGGAUUUUGAGUUCAAAGAGUUGAAUGAAGUUUUAAAGUACUACCCUCAUGGUAAUCAUGGAGUGGAUAAGGAGGGAAGGCCCGUCUACGUUGAGAGAUUGGGAAAAGUUGACCCUAACAAACUGAUGCAAGUCACAACUAUGGAUCGAUAUGUAAAAUACCAUGUACAGGAGUUUGAGAAAAGUUUUGCUGUCAAGUUUCCUGCUUGUACUAUUGCAGCAAAGAGGCAUAUCGAUUCAAGCACAACGAUUUUGGAUGUCCAUGGAGUGGGCUUUAAGAACUUCACCAAGUCUGCACGUGAUCUUAUUAUGCGGCUGCAGAAAAUUGAUGGUGAUAAUUACCCUGAGACUCUCCACCAAAUGUUUAUCAUCAAUGCUGGUCCUGGCUUUAGGCUGCUGUGGAACACCGUAAAGACUUUUCUAGAUCCCAAAACAACUUCCAAGAUACAUGUUCUUGGGACCAAAUAUCAGAGCAAAUUGCUUGAGAUUAUUGAUGCCAGUGAGUUGCCAGAAUUUUUGGGUGGUUCCUGUACGUGUGCAGAUCAGGGUGGUUGCCUGCGAUCUAAUAAGGGGCCCUGGAAGAAUCCUGACAUAUUAAAGAUGGUUCUUAAUGGUGAAGCACACCGUGCCAGGCAAGUUGUAAAAGUUUUGAAUAGCGAGGGGAAAGUAAUUGCUUAUGCUAAGCCAUCUUAUCCAAUGGUAAAAGGUAGUGAUACAUCCACUGCUGAGUCAGGAUCUGAAGCUGAAGAUAUUGCUUCCCCAAAGGCAAUAAAGAGUUAUUCACAUCUUCGAUUGACUCCUGUUCGAGAAGAAGCAAAGGCAGUUGGAAAGAGUAGCUAUGCUGCUGCUACUUUCUUAGGAUAUGAUGAAUAUGUUCCUAUGGUUGACAAAGCUGUUGAUGCUAGUUGGAAAAAAAAACCAGCCCUUCAGAGGGCAUCUUCUAGAGCAAAAUUAACCAUAUCUGACACUCCGAAGACUCCAGAAGGACUUCGUGCUCGAAUAAUGAUGAUGAUUAUGUCUUUUUUCAUGACAAUUUUCACCUUCUUCCGUUCUGUUGCAUGCCAUGUAACUAAGAGGCUUCCUAACACUUGCCCGAAAAAUGAUCCAAGUAUUUCUGAAGUUACCACUGAUACAGCCCAGAAGGAGGAAUUUCGUCCCCCUUCACCAACACCGGCUUAUACUGAAGCAGAUCUGCUCUCUUCUGUACUGAAAAGGCUUAAUGAGCUUGAGGAGAAAGUGGACACACUUCAAUCAAAGCCAUCUGAGAUGCCUUAUGAGAAAGAGGAAUUGUUGAAUGCAGCUGUUUGCCGUGUAGAUGCUCUUGAAGCUGAGCUUAUUGCCACUAAAAAGGCUCUUCAUGAAGCUUUGAUGAGGCAGGAAGAACUACUUGCUUACAUUGACCGUCAAGAAGAAGCCAAAUUCAGGAAGAAGAAGAAGUUUUGCUGGUAAGAUAUUCUCUAUCAGAGAGGCUUAAAAAAUCACUCGGCUGCUUCUAGGGUCAUUUCCUGAAACGUGCGCGCUGCACAACCCAGUUCGACGUUUUUGAGGAUGUAUACAGUUGAAAACAAUUUGAUCUCUAUCUACUGAUACGAAAUAGGAUGGUGUUUGUGAGAAAAGUUAUUGAUAAUUACUUUCUAAACCUAAAUUUUGUGUCUAUUAUUUCAUAUCCCACUUUCUCUCCAUGUAAUGUUUGAGACAAGAGGAUUUGGUAUAAUUCAAGGGUUUUCUUCACGUCACGCAUA
Molecule: messenger RNA, 2157 nt
Organism: Carica papaya (papaya)
Lineage: Eukaryota; Viridiplantae; Streptophyta; Magnoliopsida; Brassicales; Caricaceae
Source: RefSeq, a predicted model, not a curated record